Messenger RNA from Bursaphelenchus okinawaensis, 776 nucleotides. The record is from the annotation of a GenBank genome assembly. Lineage: Eukaryota; Metazoa; Nematoda; Chromadorea; Rhabditida; Aphelenchoididae.
AUGAUCGUAUCACUGGUCGCCGUGCUUGGUCUUAUUGCCGCAUUCACCGCGGCCGCGCCCGCCGCUCCCGUUCCGCAGCCACCGCACAUGCGCAACUUCGAACUACCCGCCCGACAACCCUACGAAAACUUCCAACCCAUGCCCGUGGCACCCUUUAAACGCAGUAAGUUUUGAAUAUUUUUAGUUUUUGAGGAGUUUGACGAAGUGUCACAAAAUCUAUUGGAAAAGUGAACGAAGUGUCACAAAUAAAAAAAAAUGAAAAAGAAACGUUUUUGAAAGUAAAAAUAAGUCUUUAAGCAAUAAAGAGUUAUUUUAAAACAUCUUUUGAAAAUUUGACGAAAUGUCACUAAAAUUAUUGGAAAAGUGAACGAAGUGUCACAAAUAAAAAUUUUAAUUUUUUGGUAAAAAGGCGUUAACACCACACAAUUUUCACAGUAAAAACAAAAUUUUAGGCUUAAAUUUUAUUUUUUAAUGUUUAUAGUAGAUUCGACGAAAUGACAUAAAAAUUAUUGGUUUUUUAAAAAUUGUUUAUAAAUCACCUAACUGUUGAAAUUAAAGUUGCGACAGUAAAAUAAGAUUAAAAACAUAAAAAAACUUUUUUAUCGACCAGUCGUAUAUAUUUUGUCAUUGCAGGUCCAUUCCCCGAGUACAUGAACGCCGCACCCAUGCCUCCAGCCAUGGCGUUCGCCCCCUUCCCACCCCAAGCAUUUGGCCCACGCCCGUUCGAAAUGGUUCCACCCGCUUCGAACGCUUAUUACGGAUUCCGCAGCUUCUAA